Molecule: messenger RNA, 2142 nt
Organism: Phytophthora sojae
Lineage: Eukaryota; Oomycota; Peronosporomycetes; Peronosporales; Peronosporaceae
Exons: 3
Coding region: 1-2142 (713 amino acids)
Source: RefSeq, a predicted model, not a curated record
AUGGAGUGCAGCGUGCCUGAUUUCCCGAGAGGAGUUAUCGUACGGGUUGCGGUGGCCAUGAACGGCGUCGAGUUUGUGCAGUGUCCCGGUGAACUGCGUGUGUUCCAGUCCCCACGAUUAACGGAGCUCUUUCCGAGCUGGGUGUCGGCCACUACGACGUUGGAGCUCGAGCUGAGAGGCAUUAACCUCACCGCUACGAUCUCUGCAACCUCCAUGGAAGACAACAACCGAGGACAACACGAAGCUGCCAGUGUCCAGGUGUCUUUCAGCAGCAGUCGCGGCCGGAAGGUUAUCCGUGGAAUCUGUGAGAACGGCCAGGUGCGCUGCCCGAUUCCGAGAGAAAUACUGCAAGCCUCAUCAUCGCUCGGACGAGAAAAAUCACCCGCUCAUUCAGCCACAGCGAUGGCGUCCCCCAUCCUCGUUGACAUUUGGCUGGGUGGGAAACACAACGCGUUCACCGGUUCGCCACUGUCUUUGAAUGUGUACCGAGAAAUCCCCACAGUGAACUUGGUCUCGCCUAUGGAUGGACCGGUUUACGGGGGCUUUGCCGUCGUAAUUGAGGGUCGUGGAUUCAUCGACACUGGUAAAAUCAUCGUGCGGUUCCAGCUCUACACGGAGCCGCAGCAGCAGGAAGCCACUCCUCGAAUCGAAGAGGAAAACGCAUCUCAAAAGGCCCCUCAAACGCAGGGGUUGUCACCAGUCAAGAGCGCGAGUUUUCUCGACAAACGUCCAGUUGCUAACAGCGAGACAUCAUCACCCGCUGUACCGGAGCAGGCCGCAUCGUACGUCGACGUGGUGGCCAAGUUCGUGUCUUCCGAGCGAAUAUUGUGCCAAGCCCCAGCUUUCCCCCAGGAAGGGGUGUACACUGUACUGGUGGCGUUGAACAGCGUCGAGUUCAGCCGCGUGAGUGACGGAUCGUGGUUCCUGUCGUGGCAGAACUGGCAGAAGCGCAAGCGGUUGCUCUCUCACGCUUUGUUCUCUCGAGCUACGGCAGCCGAAGAGGCCGCGUCGGCUGCAGCCAUCUCCGGAGCUGCAGCAGCUUCUGCCUCUUUAGCUGAGACCGACAUCGAGCGACUGCGACGGAAGUCGAGCUUCAUGCUGCCCAAGAUCAAGAGCGCAAUGGCUUCGUCGUCUCUCGUGGAGUCUUCAUCGUCCUCAUUCAAGGCGAGAAGCGUCGACUCCGUGUCAGAGUACAGCGUAUCGUCCGAGGAGGCCGAGGACGCAUUGAUGAAGGACCCUCGACUGCUGCAGUGGCAACCUACAUCCGCUAUGGAGGCGCGAGUCAGCGGUCGGCCGCUGCUAUCCCUGCUGGAAUACCUGUGCAGUGUUCGCGAGACGCAGCAGUUUAUCUGUCGGGGCGUGCGCGUGGCCUUCAGGCUGCAGAGCGCCAAGACUCAGGGCACAAACGAACCAACGGAUACCGUUCCUGCGCUCCGCUUCCAGUCUUUCGUUGAGGCGAUCCGCAUGGUGUUCCCCAGUGCGUUGAUGCGCGACCUGGAGGAGCUCUGGCACGCUGCAGAGCACCGACCGGACGGGACCAUGACCAUCAAGCAGCUCUUACGGCGGCUACUGCGCAACGUUGCGUCUGACCAGCGCAGCUCGAGUCCGGAGCCAGGGCCGACGCACUAUGACCCGCGAUACUCCAUCGUGACUUCGCGGGAGACCGCAGCGAUCAUCUUGCCUCCGGUCGUGCAGCCAGAGCACAUCCUGGACCCACCGUCAGCGCUGUUCAUGGACUACGAUGCGGCGGUGCAGGCGGUGAAGCCCCGCCCGCCUCGACCCGUGUUCCGCAAGCGGAAGUUCAAUACAUCGUGGUGCAAUCCGGUAGUGGAAGGCGCGCCGGAACCAACGCCGCCAAGUCCGCCGAGUAAGGAGGACGUCGUUCGAACUCCUCGAUCCCUGGCUCAAGCGACGAUCGCCUCGAGUAACAAGCGCGUACGCAGUCCGAAUAGCCCACGAGGGACAAGACCUGCCAUCUCCACUACCUCCCAGCCAACUCCACCUACUACCACUACAACUCCAUCGGCGGUGAUGCCUCGCCAGAGCACGUUGAGCGGGCCGAACCCCUUCUACAACGACAUCGCGCCGCUGUACGCCAAGUUUCUCAACUCUGCAGAGGUCAAACGGUUUUUGAAGCAGUGA